CCCGAGUGUGUGUGUGUGUAUGUGUGUGUGUGCGCGCACAGCAUCUGGAACACUGCGGCAUGGACAGCGGCGGGAGGAAAGUGGUCGUGUGUGACAAUGGCACUGGGUUUGUCAAGUGUGGUUUUGCUGGCUCCAAUUUCCCCGAACACAUCUUCCCAGCCCUGGUGGGACGUCCCAUCAUUCGGUCAGAUGUAAAAGUUGGGAAUAUAGAGAUCAAGGACCUGAUGGUGGGCGACGAGGCGAGCCAGUGCCGCUCCAUGCUGGAGAUCUCGUACCCCAUGGAGAACGGGAUGGUGCGCAGUUGGGAGGACAUGCUGCACCUGUGGGACCACACGUUCGGCCCGCAGCGGCUCGACAUCAGCCCCCCCGACAGCAAGGUCCUGCUGACGGAGCCGCCCCUGAACCCGGUGAAGAACCGGCAGAAGAUCGCAGAGGUCAUGUUCGAGACCUACCAGUUCCACGGCAUCUACAUCGCCAUCCAGGCCGUGCUGACGCUCUACGCUCAGGGUUUGUUAACCGGUGUGGUGAUCGACUCAGGAGACGGCGUGACCCACAUCUGUCCCGUGUACGAGGGCUUCUCUCUGCCUCACCUCACGCGCCGGCUCGACAUCGCAGGACGCGACAUCACGCGCUAUCUGAUUAAGCUUUUGCUUAUGCGAGGCUACGUCUUCAACCACACGGCAGACUUCGAGACGGUGCGGAUGAUGAAGGAGAAACUGUGUUUUGUCGGAUACAACAUCGAGCAGGAACAGAAACUGGCCAACGAGACCACCGUCCUGGUGGAGUCCUACACGUUGCCAGAUGGACGGAUGAUAAUGGUGGGAGGCGAGAGGUUCGGAGCAGCGGAGGCUCUUUUCCAGCCCCAUCUCAUUAACGUGGAGGGAGUCGGAGUGGCCGAGCUGCUCUUCAACACCAUCCAGGCGGCGGACAUCGACCUCAGGUCGGACUUCUACAAGCACAUCGUCCUGUCUGGAGGAACCACAAUGUACCCGGGGCUGCCGUCCCGUCUGGAGCGAGAGAUCAAGCAGCUGUAUCUGGAGAGAGUGCUGAAGGGAGACACUGACAAACUCUCUAAAUUUAAAAUCCGCAUCGAAGACCCUCCGCGCCGCAAACACAUGGUGUUCAUGGGUGGUGCCGUGCUGGCCAACAUCAUGAAAGAUAAAGAGUCUUUCUGGCUGUCACGAGCCGAGUACGAGGAGAAAGGCCUGAAGGUGCUGGACAAACUGGGAGCAGUGCUGGGAUGAGCGUCGGCACCAAAACCAGUCACACUAACCUCUUCAUGCAUGUUCCCAUUCAUAUCUAUUGCUAUUAAUAAAUUAAAAAGAAAAAAAAUUUUAAUUACAACAUCUAACCCUAAAAAAGACUCAAACGCUUAGCUGUUGCAUCUAAAUAAGGACAUAUCUGAUGCGUUUAUAUCAGGCUUAUAGGUUAAGUGAUGUUUAUUCCAGCAAUUUAGCUCCCAAAGUACAGAUUAGUAACUAAAGUUGACAUGAAACCGAGUUGCGAUGGCCUUUUCUUCCCUAUUGUGAUGUAUAUCCGAGUAACAAACAAGAACAAAUGUAGGCGGGGCUUGAUUUAGUCUGGGGGGAUUUGAUUGGAUGGGUGUGGUUUGCGAUUGGUGGAUCUCAUGUGACUGACAGGUUGUCCCGCCCUCGUCAUCAGAGAAGAGCUAAAUGUACUGCAAUAAAAAAAUAAGUAUUGUCAAUUUUGAUUUCAUGGUGACUUUAACUAGCUAUCUAAAUGGAAAUAGAUACUAAGAUGACAUACUAUAUGCAAUUAUUUUAAAUAAGUUUGAAUAAGUCACAUCUUCGCUAUUUAUGAACUAUUUAUCCCUCUGAACAAGUUCCACAGAAAGUUUUAAAAAAUAUAUAUAACUCAAUUCUGGGGACUUUUAUACAAAGCAAAUCUGGCCUCCAUGUAUUAACUUUAAAACGCAUCACCUGCACACACAAAUACAAAUAUAUAUGACAAAAAUGGCAAAUUGAAACUAUAGAAAUCAAGAUAUUUGACUUGGCUUAUUUCACAGAUUACCUGUUAACAUAGACUAAACUGAAUAAAAAUCAUGUGAAUGAAUAUUUCUAUUUAUUAAAUGUAACUGUUAAUCCAAAGCAAGAAAAGAGCCUUAAAUCAACAUUACAUUUGAUUCCUAAGUUGCUGCUGCCAUCUAGAGGACUACACGCUAAUGUUACUAAUGUUCAGGUCAAUGCGAACCGCAAAACAACAAAACAAUAAUCCAUAAUCGCCAACUAACAGCUCCAGAGAGACAGAGAGCAUUCACAUAGGAGUUUAAUUCUGCAUGUCAGUGAACAAGCAAACAUUCAGAGAAACCAAUCAGAGCGUGAUGUCAUAUGAAGCAUAUUGUUCAUCCAUGCAUCACAAUGAAGCGCAUCACAAACGAACGCAUGCAUCGGUCAAGAGUUCAACUGAUCCAGCAAUAAAAAGCAUCAAAACUCAACGCAAGUCAUAAUCAGAGCCCCGUGUACAUUAAGCAUUACAUAGUCAUACAAUUCACUGUAGAAAGAAAAUAUUUCAAUGUCACAUUCAGAAUCAAAGUGAAAUAGCGUUUGAUGGAACAGUCGUUCGGCCGGACAUUCGCAGGAAACGCUGCCAUGUCAUGUUUUUACCAAUUAUUUUAAUAAACCCGAAUAAACCUGUGACUAUAUUAUAUAUAUCACAUAA
This is a messenger RNA of Pimephales promelas (fathead minnow), 2679 nucleotides long. RefSeq names its product actin-related protein 2-A. NCBI's taxonomy places the organism in Eukaryota, Metazoa, Chordata, Actinopteri, Cypriniformes, Leuciscidae. The record is from RefSeq and is a predicted model, not a curated record.